Messenger RNA from Nicotiana tabacum (common tobacco), 2342 nucleotides. RefSeq lists its product as uncharacterized. NCBI's taxonomy places the organism in Eukaryota, Viridiplantae, Streptophyta, Magnoliopsida, Solanales, Solanaceae. The record is from RefSeq and is a predicted model, not a curated record.
CUCUCUUUCAUCUGCAUGAUCUUAGGAAAAACACCAUCUUCUACUAAUCUGCAUCCUUAUAAUUUCAAGAAUUCUUUUUAAUUCUCACCUGGUAAAAUUAUGGCGAGUUUAAAAUCUGGGGUUCUUGUAAAGUUACUUGAAGACAUGAAAAUUGGUGACGAAAAUGCCACGUUAGAAGAUAGGAAUAAGCCUGCAUUGUUACAAAUCAGAAGCAUAGUUCCUGUCCUAGAAGAAAGAAAUUUAUUGCCUAAUAGGGGAUUUUACCUCAAGAUUUCAGAUGCAUCACACGCAAUUUAUGUCACAUUGCCCCAAGACCAAAAUGAGCUAAUUUUAGGCAACAAGUUAAAACUAGGACAAUUCAUUUAUGUACAUAAAUUGGAGGAUGCAGAACCAUUUCCAUUGCUUAAAGAUUUAACACCUCUCCCUGGUAGGCGUCCGUGUGAUGGAACCCCUGAAGAUAUUGGUUCGGUUCCAAAUUUUGAGAAGAUUCUUGAUUCAUCUAAUUCUGAUUUUAUUGUUGAAAAGGGUGUCAUUUCUGAAGAAAAGAUUAUGGAAUCAACCAAUUUAAGGAGGUUAUCUUUAGAGCCAUCUGAUAUAGAGGAAGUGAGGAGAAAAAGUGAUGUUCUUGAGAAUAGUACUGCUAACGGUAAGUUUAGGUCAUUGAGUGCUUCAAAAACUCGUCCAGGAAAUAAAAGAUCUGAUGUUGAGAGAAGAAAUUCUGAUGCUCUGGGGUUAGUUAGUAGGAGUUGGAGAAUGUCUGUUGAUAAUGAUAGUGAUACGGAUAGCACGGUAUCUUCAGUGUCAUCAUCGACCUGGAAUUCUAAGAGGAAAAGUUGGAAUGAGUUAAAGAAUUUGGGAGCUGAGGAGAUUUUUGAUUCUUCAGUUGUCAAACACAAUAUCAGACCACCACGUUGUCGCAGUGCAACUGUUUCACCUGUUCGUUCUGUCAAAUACGACAGCUCAGAUGACAAUUCAAGUUCAAUAUCAAGAAGAAGGCUUGUUGGUUCUGCAAAGAAAAUAGUCAAGAGUUCAACUAAGAGCAAGAAUUCUAUGUCAAAGGUAAACUCUGAACAAGCCUUCCAUCCAAUUAAAGGCUUAGUGUAUGACAGACAAGGCGCAGAAAGUGGGAUUUCAUGGGAUUCCCUGCCCUCAAGUUUGGUGAACCUUGGCAAGGACGUUGUAAAGCAAAGAGACAUUGCUCUCUUUGCAGCUGCUGAUGCUUUGCAAGAAGCUUGUGCAGCUGAGAGGCUGCUCAAUUCGUUAAGCAAAUUCUCAGAGUUUCAUUUACCUGAAGAAGAAGAUUUACAGCCUCAUGUUGAUACAUUUUUGGAUCUUCAAGAUGAUAUGGCUCAGACAAGACUAAUAAUGAAGUCACUGACAAAUACAAGUCCAAUUAGAACAGGAGAAACUGAUUCAAGUAGCGCCAGUUCAGAUAAUGAAGUGACUAUUGCGCUGCAAAGAAAGAAAAAUGCAGCUGCAUGGAUAAAAUCUGCUGUGGCUUUAGAUCUUUCACCAUGCUCCACUUCCCUCAAUCAAAUUCUUAACACUAUGACCGUCGCCAAUACAUUGAAGAAGUCAAGUACAUCGAGUCACAGUACCAAACAAAAAGGCGCUAGCAUUAUUAGAACUGACAAUAGAAACACUGAUGACAUUUCUUUUGGAUUGACAUCCAACAAUGACGCGGAUUUUGAAUGGACCAGUGGUAGCACUAUCCCUGCAGCUACUCGCCUAGUUUCUUCAUUGCAGGACGAGUGUAGAAAAAAGUUUUUGUGUUACAUAGAGAAAUAUAUUAAUGAACUUGAAAGAAAAAUGUCUCUUAUGGUAUCAGAUAACCAAGUAGCAGCAAUGAUGUAUAAGGUCAAGAGAGUAAAUGACUGGUUAGACAUGAUCAUCAACAAGGAGGCAUAUCCUCAAAAAGACGCGAGCAAAGAAGGUUCGAACUUGGAUGAAACAGAAAUUGAAGCAUGUAAUAGGGUGAGGAACAAAAUAUAUGGGAUCCUACUGAAGAAUGUAGAGAGGACUGCUAUGGCUUUUGAAAGUAGCAAUGCAUCGUUACAUCGUUGACAACUGAGAUUUCUACUGUUAGCUCGUAUUAAACUUGAAGAGUACAUUGAGGCGACAAUAUUCAAUCAGAAUUGCUCUGUAAGUAGUGGACAAGUGCAUAUCAUUCUCCCAAACCUAAGGUUUAUUUCCACGCCACAACACUCUCUGCACAUAUGCUUCUGUAAAUAGAACUCCAUGUAAAUGUCCUUAGACAACUCUAGUUUCUCCUUUUAUUAUUGUGAUGCCAAAUAGUCUACUUAUAACUUCUUAUUUUUGCUUGAUUUGUACGAGCUACUAGA